Molecule: messenger RNA, 1285 nt
Organism: Pseudogymnoascus verrucosus
Lineage: Eukaryota; Fungi; Ascomycota; Leotiomycetes; Thelebolales; Thelebolaceae
Gene: MGE1
Product: Mitochondrial matrix cochaperone
Exons: 2
Coding region: 33-728 (231 amino acids)
Biological process (GO): protein folding; protein import into mitochondrial matrix
Cellular component (GO): PAM complex, Tim23 associated import motor
Molecular function (GO): protein-folding chaperone binding; adenyl-nucleotide exchange factor activity; protein homodimerization activity
Source: RefSeq, a predicted model, not a curated record
CUUCAUCAUUCAAAACAUAACCAAAAACAACCAUGAUUCAACGAAUUCUCCUCCAACAAGUCAGGUCGACAGCAGUGCGGACGGCACCGAAGCCGUUUCUUGCAGGAUCCUUAAUUAGGUCCUCGCAGUAUGUUGCGCAAAGCCCACGGUUAGCACUAUCCGCGAGAUGCUACGCAACCAACGGAGAGGCCAGUAAGGCAGCUGAAGAGGGCGCUGCAGCACCAGAGGAUGCCGCCGCAAAAGAUCUUGAGGCCAAAAACAAGGAGAUUGUAGAGCUCAAGGAUAAAUACCUGAGAUCUGUCGCCGAUUACCGCAACCUCCAAGAGCGCACAAAGCGAGAGAUCCAGUCCGCAAAGGACUUCGCCAUCCAAAAGUUCGCCAAGGAUUUAGUCGAGAGUGUCGACAACCUGGACAGAGCUCUGACGAUGGUUCCAGAAGAGAAGCUAUCUCCGAUCGAAAAGAACGAGCACGUGAACGAUUUAAUCAGCCUUUACGAUGGCCUGAAGAUGACCGAGGGUAUUAUGAUGCAGACACUUCUUAAGCACGGACUUGAGCGCAUCAACCCGGCGGUGGAGGAGAAGUUCGACCCCAACUUCAUGGAGGCGAUGUUUAUGUCGCCAAUGGCUGGAAAGGAGGAUAACACCGUGUUGUUGACUCAACGUAAGGGAUGGAAGUUGAACGGCCGCACCAUGCGUGCCGCACAAGUCGGGGUCGUGAGAAACACCUGAGCGCGGAGCCCAGUAACCCAACAAACUCUUUAACGCCAUCUGGAGUGUACUUUUAUUGUAUAUCAGGCUUGGAAUGAUGGAUGGCGUUUUCUUAUGAAUGUAUAUAUAUCCCUCCCCUCUUAGCGGCAUCCAAGGAGUGCGUUGGACUCGGAUCAAUUGGUGGGACGGCAUGUUUUAUUAUUGUACAAUGAACCUAAAGGGGUAUGACAAGUUUGCGGAAUCCGCCCCGUCAUAAUAGAAGCAUAAAAUACUAGACGGUAUUGAGGCCCAAUGAGAACUUUGGUGACAACUUCCUUUUUUGCCCAAAAACGAAUAGCCGCUGCUGGUACCAAAUCCCAACGAUGUCCCACGAGGGCUAGUCAGUAUUCCAUAUCCAAAUAUUCCCUCUUGUGCCUCCUUCGUGUGUACCUGCUCUCGUCCAGAAUCUCAGCCAGAACAAGGACCAAAAUUUCAGACCACGGCCGAUCUUUCGUCGUUCUCCGAAUUCUGAUCGAGGUCUUGUAGUUCGCUAACGAGUUUAGCAUUGACAUCACGCAGUUCGUCGAGCUCAUCCCCCC